Messenger RNA from Astrephomene gubernaculifera, 400 nucleotides. The record is from the annotation of a GenBank genome assembly. NCBI's taxonomy places the organism in Eukaryota, Viridiplantae, Chlorophyta, Chlorophyceae, Chlamydomonadales, Astrephomenaceae.
GCGGCGGCGGCGGGCGGGGCGGCAGGGGGUUCCCCCGCCCGCCCCGCCUUCGUGGCCCUCGUCGCCACCGCCUCCUGUCUGGAGGACGUGCCGCUGCCGCUGGGUCGCUGCUUCUCCCACACCCUGCCCCUCUCCGCGCCCGGCCCCCAGCACCGGGAGCUGCUGCUGCGGCACCUGCUGCGGGCGGCUGCAGCGGCCACACGCGCAGUGGCUGCUGCUGCUGGGGGUGCAGCUGCGACGGUAGCUAACGGGGAUGCUGCCUCGGUGCCCCUCUUGCAACAGCAGCAGCAGCAGGCGGGGCAGGUGCUGCCCGAUGGCGACGCUGCCGUCGCGGCUGCGGUGGAGGCGGCGGUGGGUCCGCUGGUGUCGCGGACCGCGGGUCUGCUGCCUCGGGAGCUGG